CGGUACACUACAGCACAGCUGAUUUUGACAUUAUUUUGAUUCGGUUCUUGUUUGAUUUAUUUUAUUAUUUUAGAGACAACUUGAUACCUACGGUAUUUUUUAAUAUUUAAAAAGUUAUGACAGAAACUGUAACAUAUUUGUAAAUUUACGCCAUGCAGAAGUUGCAGCUGACGUUAGCUAUAAUAAAACCACAUGCAGUAUCAAACCCAGUAGUGUUAUCAUUCAUCAGAAACCUUUUGAAAAACAAAUUUGUGGUUCUGAGAACAAAACGGGUUAAUUUAGACACAAAAACUGCUUGCCGUUUUUAUAAAGAACAUUUUGGCAAGUUCUUCUACAAUCGUCUUGUAACCUUUAUGUCAAGUGGAAGCAUAGACCUUCAUGUGCUUGGACACGUGAAUGCGAUUACCCUGUGGCGGCAGAUGCUGGGUCCCACCAGUGUUUACAAGGGACAGUUCCAAGAGCCUCAUUGUCUGAGGGGCAUGUUUGGUAUAUCAGACACUAGAAAUGUCGCACAUGGAUCAGAUUCACCAGAGUCAGCAGAAAGGGAGAUAAAAUUCUUUUUCCCUGAUUUUUCCUUUUACCAUUGGCGCAACCAUGAUGAGGAAUGGUUCCGGAAGGGCCCAAUCAUAUUCAAUGACCACCAAUUUCAACAUGUGAAGAGGCUUUAGAUAAUAUUACUGAAAAUAAUAUAUGAAGCCAAGGUGAUAAAACUAAUCAAACAGAAUAUUUUACUAGGAUUAGUAAAGGCCAGUGCAGACAAGAGGGUUAUAUAAGGUCCACAGAUGACUUAAAUCUUGUGAAAUGGAAAACAAUUGCUAUUAAACUUGGUGAUUUUACAAACAGGGUGUGCUGUCAUUGGUUAUUCAUAGAAUGUAGACAUGAGCACAUUAUGUAUGUCAAAUAACAUAAUUUUGGUAUAAGAAAAGAUAAUGUUCAAUUCUUUAUUUCAAUUGUUUUGUUGAACCCAACUCAGUCAGUUUUCGUGGCAUCUCCCUCUAAUGUUAACAAUAUUUUUAAACCUAUGUGCAUAAUUUAAACUGUCAAAUACCAAGCGGUCACCGGUGACCGCAGCCUAUUGUUCUAUAAUUGUGUCUACGAAACCGGUACUCGACGAGUUAAGAACAUAUUGAUGGAUCAUGUAGUCAGGUAAUUAAUCUGUUCUAUAGCCCCUUGUCUGUGCAAGCCAUAGAAUUAUAGAAAAGAAAUGUUGUGAAUCACCAAAAAGGAGGGUAGUAGAGUGACUAAUUUAAAUGAAUACAUAUUGUUGUUUUGACAUA
Messenger RNA from Spodoptera litura, 1277 nucleotides. RefSeq names its product nucleoside diphosphate kinase 6, mitochondrial. The record is from RefSeq and is a predicted model, not a curated record. NCBI's taxonomy places the organism in Eukaryota, Metazoa, Arthropoda, Insecta, Lepidoptera, Noctuidae. Gene Ontology annotation, molecular function: nucleoside diphosphate kinase activity. Gene Ontology annotation, biological process: CTP biosynthetic process; UTP biosynthetic process; GTP biosynthetic process.